Messenger RNA from Sus scrofa (pig), 1924 nucleotides. It is a transcript of the gene GSTK1, whose product is annotated as glutathione S-transferase kappa 1. The record is from RefSeq and is marked provisional. Gene Ontology annotation, molecular function: glutathione transferase activity; glutathione peroxidase activity. Lineage: Eukaryota; Metazoa; Chordata; Mammalia; Artiodactyla; Suidae. Gene Ontology annotation, cellular component: mitochondrion; peroxisome. Gene Ontology annotation, biological process: glutathione metabolic process.
GCCGGGAAUCGGGGCGGGGCCGAAGGUGGGGCCCGUCCUCACUCUGCGCCUGGAGCCGCGGCCUGGACGCUGCGCGCAGGAGAAAGGGAACGAUCAACGCUCGGCUUGCUGGGCCGCGCUUGCUUCUCAGUUGUCCGGCUGCAGCAUGGGGCCUCUCCCGCGGACCGUGGAGCUUUUCUACGAUGUGCUGUCCCCCUACUCCUGGCUGGCCUUCGAGAUCCUGUGCCGGUACAAGAACAUCUGGAAUGUCAACCUGCAGCUGUGCCCAAGCUUAAUUGCAGGGAUCUUAAAAGACAGCGGAAACCAGCCACCAGCUAUGCUUCCCCGCAAAGCUGUGUACAUGAAAGAGGACAUUAAGCGACUGGGACACCAUCUCCAGGUUCCCAUCCACUUCCCCAAGGAUUUCUUCUCUACAAUCCUUGGAAAAGGAAGUUUGACAGCCAUGCGCUUCCUCACCACCGUGAAACUGGAGCACCCCGAGAUGCUGGAGAAAGUGUCCAGGGAACUGUGGAUGCGCGUCUGGUCACGGGACGAAGACAUCACAGAGCCCCAGAGCGUCCUGGCCGCGGCAGAGAAGGCCGGCAUGUCCACAGGACAGGCCCGAGGACUCCUGGAAAGGGUCUCAACACCAGAGGUGAAGAACCAGCUCAAGGAGACCACUGAGGCGGCCUGCAAAUAUGGGGCCUUUGGGCUGCCCAUCACUGUGGCUCACCUGGAUGACAAAACACACAUGCUCUUUGGCUCUGACCGGAUGGAGCUGCUGGCACACCUGCUGGGCGAGAAGUGGAUGGGCCCUGUGCCUCCAGCUGUAAAUGCCAGACUUUAAGGAAGCAAAGCUGUUGGUAUAAACAGAAGACCAUCUGCUUACCCCUCCAGCGCGGGGCCUGGGACUCUGCUUUCCUAUCUGACAGAGUUUCCUCUGUGGCCCUGGGGGAUGCCGGGGAGGGGGCUGUGUGGUACACCAUCCACCGUUAGUCUCAUAGCUGCUGUUACUUCAGUGCCUUAUGAGAACCCCAGGCUCUGGUUCCCAAAGAAUAAACCUCAUGCCAUUCGGGAUCCUGUUUCUGGGCCUGUGUCUUUGCUGGUGUUUGUGUGUUCCUGUCCCUGCAGUCACACCUGGCCAUUCUAGGUAUUUGACAAGUACAGCUCACUGUGUGCUCCCAGCUCCUACCCACCGUGGGCCAGCUCAUGGGGAAGGAGCACGAAGCAGUGCCUCUUUCUCUUCUACAGAAGCUUCCUGAGUCUCUCAGAGACACAAAACUAAACCAGCCAGGUUUUGUAGCUAACCAGUUUGGCACUGUCUUCUGACCAGCUGCGGUGCCUGAGAUAGGGCGGCGGCCAGAAGCCCAGUGGGAGCGGAGGCUGGAGUGCAGAGCGUGACUGAGCUUGCAUCCAGGUACUGAACCAGGGUCUAGCUACUCUGACCAGAAGAACCAGGCCAAGGCAGUGCAGGAAGACUGGCCAGAGCUGCCGUGGCCUGAAGAAGUUGCACAUCCGCUCAUAGUGCCUUCCCCUCACCUGCAAAGCAGAUCCCCAGAAAGGCCCAGACCACUCUCCCUGGCCUGUGUGACCCCUGUUCCCUCCCACAGGAACCCGCAGCUGUCCCACUCCCCCAGUUAUUCAUCCAACGUCCCUGCUCCAUCUGUGACCACUAUGCAAUAAUCAGAAUGCCUCGUGUUUUGAAAAUAUCUGGGAGUUCACGCUGUGGCGCAACAGGAUCAGUGGCAUCUUGGGAGCGCUGGGAUGCGUGUUUGAUCCCUUGGCCUGCAGAGUGGGUUAAGGAUCUGGUGUUGGUGCAGCUGUGGCUUGGGUCUCGACUGCUGCUCGGAUCCGAUCCCAGGCCUAGGAACUCCACAUGCCUCGGGGUGGCCAAAAAUGAAAAAAAUAAAUAAGGGAGUUCCUGUUGUGGCUCAAUGGAAACAAA